GUCAAUUUCACGUUCCUUCAAUUCGUUGCUUGUGGUUUAUUUCUAGCGCUUUGGUUCAGUGGUGAUGCCCUCACAGCCUGCCUAACGCUUAGUUCACUUCAACUUACCACAGUGACGGAGGUGCGCUCGAGGAUUUCCAACCUUGGAUCUUUUUUACUCAACAAGCUCCGUUCCCCAAGCUACAAUCCGUUCUAAGGCACUUGAGACACCUCGGCGAUUCUGUCUAUCACAAUCACCCUCUGCUGAUGUCUGAAGAGUGCCCUGCUGUUCAGCAUGACGCUUCGGCUCAGCCUGCCGCAUCUCCCAGCUAAACAUCCAGACCACGCUCGCAUUGACAGCGCCGUUAAGAUAGACAUCUCCCCCAUGAAACUUUCUUCCACCGAAGACUCGAAAAACAAGGAUGAUAAUACCUUAACAUCCACACUCUCGCUCCCUACUCCAGCACAACCUGCGGCUCCGAUAUCUGGCUACCAGAAAUUUCUUCGACGUUACAGCAUAAACCGCGAACACCCAAGGACCUUACGCGAACUCAUCAACGCAGCAUGUCAGGCAACAUGUUCGAUGAUCAUGCAGCGAUCCAUGCUUUCCGAUGGGAUAAAUUUGAUUGUUACGGAUCCACACGUCGUCGACUUGUUGCUCACGUGCAUAAUUUCCUCCAAUCAGUAUAGCAAGAACACUCUCAAUCUACUGCCAGGGUGUCCGUUUCCAGAGGCCCAGGUCAAGCAGAUUGUGGAUUCGCUGCCCUCAAUGGCUGCGAUAGCGUCGAAGCGGAAAGGGAAUUCAACAAACACCUUCACACACAGUGUCACCGAAAACACAUUGUUGAGUGAACUGGAGGAACGACAAAAGCAACUGCUAACAUGGCUGCUAACAUCCCAAAUGGCCAAUCUGUGCUCCAUAACCGCCUCCUCUCCACUCACCCUCCGUAUCCCUACCCUCGAAAAUAUGGGCGUGAAAACCUUCAUCGUCACCCGCCAACCCGGUAACAAAGAAGCGCUCUUCGCAUAUCACUUACACCGCUCCAAACGCCCUUCGAAAGCUGUCUUCCAUGGCACGCAUCCUAGCCGCCUCCCUAACAUCCUAGCGAAAGGAUUAAAGAAUAUGAGCGGUACGCGGUACCAGAGUAAUGGCCGCGCAAUGGGAAGAGGUAUCUACCUCGCACCCAAUGCGAACACUUCCCUAUGCUACGCACACGAGACACCGAAGUGGAUGAACCGCGAUCCCUCGUUUAUACCCUCCCCAGUUCAAUCCCCAUCCACCUACAACCCCUCAGGACUGCCGCUUGGCUCAAUGUUCUCCGGGGUGGGCGGGAGCGGGUACAACCCCGCAUAUGGGAAUCCUACAACAGAGGAAAUCUGUCGGAAUAUUAGGGUAUUGUUGGGGUGUGAGCUGGUGGGUUGUGAGAGGGAUAUGGGGAAGAGAGGUGCGUACGUGAUCAAGGACGAGGGGAAGGUGGUGGUGAGGAUGGUGUUCGUGUUUGCGAGCAAUGCGAGUGUGGAUUGGUUAAAUGGGAUCACGGGGGAGAUGGAGAGGGUGUUUGCGGGAAUUAGGGGGAUAAGGUGAGGAGGCGGCAUCGCAUUUGCACCAUGCCUGCGAAUAUAGUUUUGUCUCCUACCAAUGAGUUAAACCGUCGAUAACAAAAUCGUAGGUCUUUCCUCAAUCAUAAUUCAACUAGGCUCUUAUGUGUUUCCUAUGAUUUGUCUACUCACAACAUUGAAU
This is a messenger RNA of Lindgomyces ingoldianus, 1719 nucleotides long. RefSeq lists its product as uncharacterized. The transcript has a single exon. Gene Ontology annotation, molecular function: NAD+ poly-ADP-ribosyltransferase activity. NCBI's taxonomy places the organism in Eukaryota, Fungi, Ascomycota, Dothideomycetes, Pleosporales, Lindgomycetaceae. Bases 274 to 1563 code for a protein of 429 amino acids. The record is from RefSeq and is a predicted model, not a curated record.